CGCACUCGACGGAUUCAACGUCAAACGUCACGCUUCCAAACUCAUUAAGUGACGAAUAUUUCGUUGAUCCAAUCUUCACAUCAUCGAAAGCUUUAUUCAUAACAAUGACAUUAAUAAGCGAAAAUAAAUAUAUAGAUUUGAGAAAAAUGGCAAGUGAAAAAUUAGAGGAGAAGGAAAUGAAAUAAAAAGCGAGAUGGAGAGAGAGCACGGUAUCUCGUGAAGGCACCGACUUCCGAGAAAGAAAAAGAUAACGAGAGAUAUUGCGACGAUACGUCGCAGAAUGGGAUGCGAGGUUUCUGAGGUGGUUGGACGACAAUCGCGUGACACGAGCAUGAAAGAGAGAGGCUAAAUAUCGAGGAAAAAUAAGAGAAAGAGAGAAAGAGAGAGAGAGAGAGAGCGCAGAACAAAGAACGUUACGUCAAGAGAAGAGGAGGGCGACAGCGGCGCGCGAGGGUAUAUACGAUCAGCUGAUGAGGCACAACACAACACAAGAAGGCAGUCGGUCGACGAGGUGGAAGGCCAAUUGUUUUCUCGUUGCUGCUGUCGUUGUUGGUUAUGGCGACGAGUAGCUCUGACGGCUCGUGCACGGCCCCCGCGGACUUUCAGCUCUCGUCCGAGCUGGAGGACGCGUCCAGCCGUCUGAGCAUGAAUCUACUCAAGUGCCCGUUGUGCCAUAACAGCCGCCGGAUUUUUUAUUGCCGCCAGUGCGUCCAGAACGGCGAUUUUAUACACUCGAACACCGUCUACUCGGAACGGUUCGCAGAUAAGCAAAUGCGACUCGUGCGACUGAAAGCUGCUAGAGCUCAAUUGGAGGAAAAGUGCAUGAAGGCUCUUGAGAGGCAUAAACAAAGAGAUAAGCUGAUUUGUGAUAUAAACGUAUGUAAAGAAAGAGUGAGACUACUUCAGUCUCUGGUAAAUGAGACAAGGCAGAGCAUCAAUAAAGGUAAUCAACGUUUGAACAUUCUGAAAGAUGUCAAUUCUCAGUUGACUCUACGAGUGCCAAGGCAUGAGGACAGAAUAGAAAAACUACAUCGCUAUGUUAAUGGUUUGAAAGUUAAACAGGAAAAACAGAAAGAAGCUGUGGACAGAAAAAGGGAGCAACUAAAGAAAGUUAUCAGAACUGCUGCCAAGCAAUUAAUUCAAUACAUUUUCCCAUUAUCUAAAGUCCAACCAAAUAAAAGUUUGUGCAGCAGCGAAGAUAGUGACAGUACCACUUCAGACAUUGUUACUAGUGCAUUAGCAGAUGCAUCAGGUACAUCAUACGUACGCGGUAGAUGGAUAAGUGAGAAAGAGAAUUCUUUAGAAAUCCAUCAUUGUAUAGUUGAACCAACGUUGCCAGCAACGGGAGAUUAUAGUGCUUAUUCUCUUUGGGUUGCAGCAAAUAAAGAUGGUGUGCCAGGUGGAAAUAAAGAAAAUGCGAUGCACAAUCCAGCAUAUAAUAUUAGUGCUGCUUUAACUUAUGCUACACAAUUGGUUAAUGUUCUUGCCUAUUAUGUUAAUGUAAAAUUACCGUACAAAGUUACUUGUGGAGAGUUUUGUGGAAAUGAAUUGUCGGACCAAAAAUUUGCUAGAAAAGUAGCAAGGCUAAAUAGUAAUGUAUUACAUUUAUGUUUUACACAAAACACUGAUAUAGAAGUUUUACAUCCCAUGCAUACAUUGCAAAACUUGAUGCAUUUGCUCAAUACCGAAAUUAGUGAUCUGGGAAGAGUUGGACCAAUGGAAGUUGAUCCAUCCAUAAUAGCACAACUUCAUAGUCAAUUAAUUCCUGAUUUGGAGAAUAGUGAUGACUCAGCUUCUGAUGAAGAAGAUUUAUGUUGGGGAUGGGAAGCUGUAAGUCAUACUUCUGUACCAAGUAUCGCUUGUCCCGAAAUGGCAGUACCUACUUCUGGUGCAAUGGUUAAUCAGCAAGCUGCUAGUAUGCAAGUGCAUCAGAGUGUUGCUGGUGGCUUGGUAACAAGUGCAGCAGCUAGUAUCGCCUCGAUUUGGCGAGGUUGGACUAAUAAAUAAUUUUUAUCUUUCAAUCAGUACAUAUAUAUAAGCUUUUUUCUGUAUAUACAUUCACAUUAUAUUUUGAAUUUUUUAAAUCAAAGAGAGAACAGAAAUUCUAGGGAAAUACUUCAAAACAUGAUGACGAUAUUUAUAUAAUAUUUAUAUGUCAUGAGAGGAGGCAGAUAUAAUGCAAAAGCAGGAUGUAAAUAUUAUACAUGACUUUUCCUGACUUACAUGUGACAUUUAAAGUAGUUCAAAUAUAUGCUGUGACAGAUUUUGUUAGAUCUGAGAUAUCUAACUUAAUUCAAAACUAAAGUAAAUAGAAGAGGAUUAGUAAAUAUAUAUACGACUGUUUAAUAUAUAAAUUUAUGGACAUUUUAUAUAUUUCAAUGCACCACAAAUAUAAUAGUUUAGAUUGUGAUAUAUUAAAGUGGAUGUUUAUGGUCUAUACAAAACAGGAUGCAUAUUAAUUAGCACAAAUAUGUACUCUUAUAGAAUUUGUUAUGAUAGAAUAUAUGAGAGUGUGCAAUGACUGCCUUUUCUAUGCUCACCGCAUUUGAUGUGAUUAUAUAUUCAUACAAAAGAGAUAUACUUCCCUAUAAUGCUUAAAAAUAUGUUAUUAAUAUAUUUUUUAUAUUUCGGAUGACCCGUUUUUAAUGUAGCCGAUAUUGAAAUCUAUAAUAAAUAAUCCGAGCAUCUAUGAGAUUGUCUCCAGUAUUUUGCAAUCUUUGGCAGCAGAGAAUUUUAAUUGCAAUAACAUAUUUGUUACUAAAUAAUACGAAAUAAAAAUUAAUGUAUUUAUUUGAUAUACAUCAAAUAUGAAUGCUGAAAUAUUUGGUUACUGUGGACAACACAUCCAUUAUAUUAUUUAUUAUGAGUGAUUAUUAU
Molecule: messenger RNA, 2877 nt
Organism: Camponotus floridanus (Florida carpenter ant)
Lineage: Eukaryota; Metazoa; Arthropoda; Insecta; Hymenoptera; Formicidae
Gene: Atg14
Product: beclin 1-associated autophagy-related key regulator
Exons: 9
Coding region: 556-2007 (483 amino acids)
Biological process (GO): mitophagy; autophagosome assembly; cellular response to starvation
Cellular component (GO): extrinsic component of phagophore assembly site membrane; autophagosome; phosphatidylinositol 3-kinase complex, class III
Source: RefSeq, a predicted model, not a curated record